AUGACAGCUCCACGCCCCUGGACACCCCCCCUACUCCUCCGAAUCCGUUUCACAACCUCCCUCCCCGAUCUCGACCUCGACAUCCCCUCCCCCUCGCAAACCACCGUCGCUGCCCUCAAGCACCUCAUCCGCGGCCGCCUCGCCCAGCCCGAUUCCCAGCGGCGCCUGCGCUUCAUCCACCAGGGAAAGAUCCUGCCCGACGCCUCCGCCCUCAGCUCGGUUCUUCGGCCUCUUCCCCCGCCACCACCCUCUGCCUCGCAACCAACAACCCCAGCAACACCCGGCGCGGGCUUCGACGACCCAAAAGGCAAAGGAAAGGCCAAGGCAAACGACCCCGCGCCGCCGCAGAGGGUCUACGUGAACUGCAGCAUCGGCGACAGCCUCACGGACGACGAGCUCGCCGCCGAAGCAGAAGCCGCGCUCCGCGCCCCUACCGACCGUGGCACGUCAGCAAACACGUCCUCCAGGGACGGCCAGGGUCCCGGCCACCAUGGAUCGCAACACCAAUACGGCCAGCAGCGCGCCACGCCGCGGGGUUUCGACAGGCUCCUGAACGCGGGCUUCACGGCGGCCGAGGUGAAUCAGCUGCGCCUGCAGUUUCGCGAGAUCCGCGCGACGCAGUACACCCCCGACACGAUGCCGAGCCCCGACACGAUGCGCUCGCUCGAGGAUUCGUGGAUCGACUCCAACGCGGGCGGGGCUCUGCCCGGCGCGGCAGGCACCGGCGGUGAGGGUGGCGAGGGCGGCGACGAUGCGUUUGGGGUCAUGAGCGGGAUCUUGGACGUGCUGAUCGAGGGCCUGAUUGUGGGCUUCUUUUGGCCAUUGGGGUGUCUGGGCUGGCUGUCGAGGGAGGAGAACAUGCUCUCUGGCCGCUGGCAGGACUUUAUUGGGUUUGGCGUAACUCUAAGCAUCAUCAUUGGCGUUAUCAGGGCUUUUUCGGGAGACCGAUAG
Molecule: messenger RNA, 951 nt
Organism: Colletotrichum spaethianum
Lineage: Eukaryota; Fungi; Ascomycota; Sordariomycetes; Glomerellales; Glomerellaceae
Product: DSC E3 ubiquitin ligase complex subunit 3
Exons: 1
Coding region: 1-951 (316 amino acids)
Biological process (GO): protein processing
Cellular component (GO): Dsc E3 ubiquitin ligase complex; endoplasmic reticulum
Molecular function (GO): protein binding
Source: RefSeq, a predicted model, not a curated record